GACUUACAAGGCUACGAUGGGUCGACCCGUCUAGCAGCACAGCACCGUGCCGCCGUCCCCGUCCUCGUCCUCACGGCACGGCAGCUGCGAGCCGCCGUCCGCCACCGGCGCGCCAUCAUCGGCUGGAGCAGAACAGCCAGGCUGCUCGAAGCCCCCCAUGGCCGCGCCGCUCUCCUCCGCCUCCACCCCGGCCCAGGCCCCGGUCUCCUUUGGCGAGAGGUGGCCGCCGAAGUAUUCGGCCAGGACCACCAGAGGAAAAUUUGCAGUGACGGCCAUUUCCCUGGAUGAUUAUCUUCCAAUGCGAAGUAGUGAAGUGAAGAAUCGGACAUCAACAGGUGAUAUCACUAGCCUCAGAGUGAUAACAGCGGUCAAAACCCCUUAUCUUCCAGAUGGAAGAUUUGAUCUUGAAGCAUAUGAUUCACUGAUAAACAUGCAGAUAGAUGGUGGUUCUGAAGGUGUAAUAGUUGGAGGAACAACAGGAGAGGGCCACCUUAUGAGCUGGGAUGAACACAUCAUGCUUAUUGGGCACACUGUUAACUGCUUUGGUACUAAAAUUAAAGUGGUUGGCAACACAGGAAGUAACUCAACAAGAGAGGCUGUUCACGCGACAGAGCAGGGAUUUGCUGUAGGUAUGCACGCAGCUCUCCACAUCAAUCCUUACUACGGGAAGACCUCUAUCGAAGGGAUGAUAUCUCAUUUUGAGGCAGUUCUCCCAAUGGGUCCAACCAUCAUUUACAAUGUGCCAUCCAGGACUGGCCAGGAUAUUCCUCCUGCUGUUAUUGAGGCUAUUUCAAGUUUUUCAAACAUGGCAGGUGUGAAAGAAUGCGUUGGACAUGAGAGGGUUAAGUGCUACACUGACAAAGGUAUAACCAUAUGGAGUGGUAAUGAUGAUGAAUGUCAUGAUUCUAGGUGGAAGUAUGGUGCAACUGGAGUCAUUUCUGUAGCUAGCAACCUUAUUCCUGGUCUCAUGCGCAAGCUCAUGUACGAAGGGGAGAAUCCAGUGCUGAAUGAUAAGGUAGUGCCUCUGAUGAAAUGGUUGUUUUGCCAGCCAAACCCGAUUGCUCUCAACACUGCCCUGGCUCAGCUUGGAGUGGUAAGGCCCGUUUUCAGAUUACCAUAUGUACCUCUCCCACUUGAAAAGAGAGUUGAGUUCGUACGAAUCGUCGAAUCUGUUGGACGGGAAAAUUUUGUGGGUCAGAAAGAGGCACGGGUUCUUGAUGAUGAUGAUUUUGUGUUGAUCAGUAGGUAUUAAUACAUGAGUUAUGUACGUUGACGACUAGUUAAUGCCGUUAAUGCCGCAGUGUGAUAAUCUGCAAUCUACCUUAUCUCAGUACUUUUUCAUUUUCACCAUGCUUGAUUGGUUUUAUACUUAAUCGCGAAUCAAAAUAUGGCUUAUGUGUACCAUAAAUAAUCUCAGAAAUCAUGUACAUCUCAUCAUCCUUGUUCAUAAAUGUUAUUCCUUUUAGCUAUAUCUUGGACCAUUUAUACAUGCACCAAAUAUUGGUUCUGAUUU
This is a messenger RNA of Oryza brachyantha (malo sina), 1513 nucleotides long. Its product is annotated as 4-hydroxy-tetrahydrodipicolinate synthase 1, chloroplastic-like. The transcript has 3 exons. Lineage: Eukaryota; Viridiplantae; Streptophyta; Magnoliopsida; Poales; Poaceae. Gene Ontology annotation, molecular function: 4-hydroxy-tetrahydrodipicolinate synthase activity. The record is from RefSeq and is a predicted model, not a curated record. Bases 158 to 1252 code for a protein of 364 amino acids.